AUGUCCACCCUUUCAGUAUUCUUGGAUGUGCCUGCAGCCCAGAAGCUGGACGGCUGCUUGUUAAGGGCCUACAAACAAGACGAUUGCCCUGACAAGCUAUUCCUGGCCUAUAGAGUCUGCAUGACCAGCGAAGGCCAGCCCUGGGUUUCUUCCGUGGUGCACAAGACCCGCCUGCAGAUUGCACAGGAUCCCUCGCUGAACUAUGAGUACGUGCCGGUGAAGGGCAUGAAAUCAUUCAUCCAGGCCUGCUUGGAACUCCUCUUUGGAAAGCACAGCGAAGUCAUUAUGGAAAACAGGGUAGGGGGUAUACACACUGUUGGUGACAGUGGCGCUUUCCAACUUGGGGCCCAGUUCCUCAAAACUUGGCGUCAGGAUUCUCAAAUAGUUUACAUCAUUUCUUCUCAAAAAGAACCGCAUGGACUCAUCUUCCAGGAAAUGGGCUUUACAGUUUACGAACACUGCUUCUGGGACUCCAAGCAGCUGUGCAUGGACCCCAACGUGCUCCUCAAUGUGGUGAAGCAGGCCCCUGGUGGCUGUGUCUUUGUGAUCGGGAACAUUGCCAGCUGCAAGCUGAGCCAGUAUCAGUGGGAAAAGUUGAUAGCCGCCAUGAAGAAGAAGCAGAUAUUUCCAUUUUUUGACAUUCCCAAUCAAGGUUUAUUCACUGGUGACCUAGAAGAAGAUACUGGAUUCUUAAAAUACUUCGUGUCUGGAGGCUUGGAGUUCUUCUGCAGCCAGUCGCUGUCCAAGAAUUUUGGCAUUUACGAUGAAGGAGUGGGGCUCCUGGUCGUGGUGGCGCUCAACAACCAGCUCCUGCUGUGCGUCCUCUCCCAGCUGGUGAAAUUAGCUCUGGCCCUGUGGCUAAACCCUCCUACCUCCGGUGCCCGCAUCAUCACCUCCAUCCUCUGUAACUCUGCUGUGCAGGAAGCCUGGAAGCAGAGUCUGAAAGAGGUUGUAGAAGACAUCAUGCUGAUUAAAGAAAAGGUCAAGGAGAAGCUCCGGCUCCUGGGAACCCCUGGCUGCUGGGACCACAUCACCAACCAGAGUGGGACCCAUUGCUACCUUGGACUUGACCUCCAACAGGUGGAAUACAUGGUCAAGAAGAAACAUAUCUACAUCCCCAAGAAUGGUCGGAUUAACUUCACCUGCAUCAAUGCCUGCAACAUAGAUUACAUCACUGAGAGCAUCAACGAGGCUAUUCUCUUCACUAAGGGCUCAGGGAACUAUCUUCAGAAAGUAAAUGACUCCUAG
Messenger RNA from Artibeus jamaicensis (Jamaican fruit-eating bat), 1248 nucleotides. RefSeq names its product glutamic-oxaloacetic transaminase 1 like 1 (gene GOT1L1). Gene Ontology annotation, cellular component: cytosol. The transcript has 9 exons. Bases 1 to 1248 code for a protein of 415 amino acids. Gene Ontology annotation, molecular function: L-aspartate:2-oxoglutarate transaminase activity; pyridoxal phosphate binding. Gene Ontology annotation, biological process: L-aspartate biosynthetic process. Lineage: Eukaryota; Metazoa; Chordata; Mammalia; Chiroptera; Phyllostomidae. The record is from RefSeq and is a predicted model, not a curated record.